CUUAGAGGACGUUCAUCACGUCGCGCUUUUGUUUCGAUUGUUGUCGUCGCAAAUGUUUUCAGUAUGAAAAAGGUUUUUCAAACAAAUGGAAAGAGAAGACCCAGGGAGUCAACUUCGACUACGUCUACAUCGUCAGUGAUGUCAGAUUACAGCUACGGCUAUGUCUAUGACAAGAAGCAAGCGGAGAGACAGAAAAAACGGGCCAUCAAUAUUGUCUCCAGUUCGCCAGUCAUUGGGCCAGAUGAGAAUGGAGUACCCUGUGUGCCAGCGCCAGAGUGCAAUGUGCCCGAAGAUCCAGAAAUACUGGAGUGGAAGAUGUUGAUGCAAGCUCAUGGAGACAUGAACCAAGACACCAACAGGAAGAUUUGUGAUGAAAUCGUUUGCGAAGCUGUAAAAUACAAUCCAGAUGGCGAUUCCCAAUGUCCAACAGCAGACUAUGCCAUGUCUCCGAUUAAGUGUUCCAGCUUUGAGGAUUUAGAUAUGCGUUUGGAAGAUUGGUCCUUGCUUGACGACAUCAUGCAACAGUUCCACGAGUCUGAAGAGUACAGGGAUAUUGCAGACUUCUUUUCCAAAGAGAAGCAAGUGACUGAAAGCCAACUCUCUCUACAGUCACAACAAUCACAACGGGACAAUGAGAUUAAUGCAUUUGAAUUCAGCAGAAAGAAUUCAGAGACUGAAUUCGGGUCAACUUUGUCGAGAGAUUCUCUGACAUCUUCCACACUGGCGAGUGUGAAGGAGGAGGAGAGGGAGGAGAAGAAGGACAGGGAGAAAGCUCUGGACCAGGACUUUGACUGCCCCCGGCGAAACUGGUCCCUGCUCGACGACAUCGUGUCGCACUUCAGCGAGACAGACACUCGCAGUGAUAUCUCAAAGAUUCUGCUUAAAGACGAGUCUGAUGAAAAAAUUUAUACAGAACAAACAAAGUUUGCCAAUAUGCAGGGACACUGGCCCAAGUACAUUAACCUCUUGAAACCAGACAAUGACAGGACAAAAAGGAGAACUGAGCAUACCCCUGGCAAUGGACCCUUCAAAGUACAACCACGUAGGUGUAUCCCUGGCGAUGGACCCUUCAAAGUAGAACCACAUAGGAAAUUGUACACACGGUGGAGGAAGAAUUUUGACUGGAACCGAACUUCCAACUGGAGGAUAACUGAUGACAGUGACAGAGAAACUUACCUGCACAUACCGGAGAUAACACAGCAGUUGGCAGCUGAGCAGUCGGUUGUUGAGGAGCGUGCUGCCACGUCAGAGGACAUGGUGGUCGAUGAUGUCAAGAAACUGAACUCUAAACAUGCUGAUGUUGAUUUCCUAGAAAAGAGUUUUGCCAAUAUUGACGUGAAAAACCUGACGUCCGGGAGAACUUCUCCAAUGAGCCACAGCGGGAUCUAUCAUCAGGUGGACUCCUACAUCUCCAGCCUCUUCCAGAAAGAAGAACGCAAAGAGAGUAGCCCCAAGAUUAAAAUAACAUACUGCAACUGAACUGGCUUCAGACACUGGCAUCGAUAUAGACAAAUCUCUGAAGAACAUUUUCGUAUCAACGCCAGUCAACAUUUCUUUUUAUUAUUUAUAAAAAAUACACUGUUUUUCCAGUGAUAUUUAUUGUGAUAAAAUACUUUGUUACAUGCAGAAAUAUUUUCUUUUUUACUGUUUAUCCAUUUAUCUAAUCGACCAUAUACAAAUUUAAUGGUGUAUCUGUAUGUGUGUUUAUGAAUCUGUGGAAGUAUUUUCCCAAGAAUCACAAUUUCCUGUGUACUGCCGUGACUGUAUGGUUUAACAUUACCACCCAAUGAAUCGCAAUUUCCUGUGUAUUGCUGCAGCUGUAUGGUUUAACAUUAUGAUGUAAUGAAUCACAAUUUCCUGUGUACAGCCGCGACUGUAUGGUUUAACAUUACCACCCAAUGAAUCGCAAUUUCCUAUGUAUUGCCACAGUUGUAUGGUUUAACAUUACCACCCAAUGAAUCGCAAUUUCCUGUGUAUUGCUGCAACUGUAUGGUUUAACAUUACAAUCUGAUGAAUCGCAAUUUCGUGUAUACUUCCGCGACUGUAUGGUUUAACACUAGAACCUGAAGAAUCGCAAUUUUCAAUGUACUGAUGCGGCUAGCUGUAUGGUUUAACAUUACCACUUUCCUUUUG
Molecule: messenger RNA, 2133 nt
Organism: Gigantopelta aegis
Lineage: Eukaryota; Metazoa; Mollusca; Gastropoda; Neomphalida; Peltospiridae
Exons: 17
Coding region: 64-1479 (471 amino acids)
Source: RefSeq, a predicted model, not a curated record